AUGAAUGACUUGUUCAAGUCAGAUAGCAAUAAGGCUUAGAGCUCAGCAGAGGUCCGCACUGCUCAGCACUCAAAAUGCCUGGGUUACUCAAACUGCCUCUUUUACUGCUGUAAGUGGGAAGUGCCGGACCGGGACAGAAACAUGAUCGACAGCCGACACCACGGUCUUAGAAAAAGAGGAGGACUAUGGGGAUUGUGCAUCCUCUUGCUUUACACCAGCCCUCUCUCCUGUUUUGCACAUUUCAGCCAAGCGAAAGAGCUCAUCUAUAAGAUAAAGGAGGGAUUACCCAGAGGGACCUUCAUAGGGACCAUCGGAGUAGACUUAAAUUUGGAUUUUUCCGUUGAGCCCCCCUUUUUAUUCAAUCUCCCACAGAAGAAGGUCAGUGAACAGUAUGUGAAUCUAAAUAAUACCACCGGAGAGCUUUACACAUCUGCCACAGAGAUCGACAGGGAGACCCUCUGUCCUGAUAACUCCGAGGGACGGGGAUGUGUCCUGUCGCUGGAUGUGUUCGUGUUGCCUCAGGAGCACUUUCAGCUAAUCAAAGUCAAGAUCGUCAUCGAGGAUGUGAACGACAACAGGCCAAAGUUCCCCACGGAUGAGAUCUACUUGUCUGUCCCCGAAAACACACCGAUUAACGCUCGUUAUGCAGUGGAGCAGUCUGCGGUGGACCCGGACCUGGGCGCUCACGGAGUGCAGACCUACUGGCUGGUUAACGACUUUGGCGUGUUCACACUGGACGUUGAGGAGAACGAGGGGGGGGAGCUGACACCUUUCCUCAUUGUGACAGAAGCCUUGGACAGAGAGACACAGGCUGAAUACAUUACGGAUAUUAUCGCAGAGGAUGGCGGGACCCCUCCUCUUCUCGGCGCUGCUACUUUAAAGAUUGUCAUCACAGAUGUGAACGAUAACUGCCCCCAAUUCACAGAGUCGCAUAUUAAUGUCACUCUGCAUGGGAACACCAGCAAAGGGGCCCAUUUGGCACGUUUGCACGCUUUUGACCCUGACCUUGGUGCUAAUGCUCAGAUCAGCUACGCUUACAGCGAACGUGUGCCAAGGGACACCAGGAGCUUGUUCCAUUUGGACAGAAUCACAGGGUUGAUCAAGCUUGCAGGGAAAAUAGACACUGUCACAUCCACCUUUUACAAACUCACGGUUCUGGCUAAUGGAGCUGGCUGUAUCCCUGCUGUUGCCUUUGUGACUGUCCACAUCAUCAAAGUUGUGACCGGACCCCCUGCUGUCAUACCCCGGUACAUCGCACCAGAAAAGGAUGGAGUGGUGACAAUAAAGGAGUCUGAGCCAGUGUUUUCUCCAAUUGCUUUUUUUACUGUUAAAAACAUUGAUAUGAACCAAAGGGUGGACUGUCUUCUGGAAGGGACUGGUCCCUUCAGGCUGGGCCCCUAUCAGCAGUUCAAAAACGAAUACCUGCUGGAGACUACAGAGCCACUGGACUAUGAAAAGAUACAGGAGUACGAACUGAUUGUGGUUGCUAAGAAUACUGGAGGGCUUGUCAUCAAGACCUUCCUCAAGGUGCAGGUUUUAGAUGAGAACGAUAACGCACCAGUGUUCCAGGAGUCUUUGGUGGAAAUAUCUGUGGAGGAAAACAACGCACCAAACACAUUUCUAACACAACUCCAAGCCUCGGACCAGGACAGCGACAACCGAGGGGAGGUCAUCUACCUCCUUGGAGGUGACACCCCUGGGAUCUUUGCUAUCGAUCAAGUGACAGGUGUCCUGAUUGUGACCACAUCGCUGGACCGGGAGGAGAAAGAAAAAUACCGGUUCAUCGUGAGAGCAGUGGAUCAGGGGACGCCCAGGAGGGAGUCCAUUGCAACUGUGGUGGUGACGGUGCAGGAUCGUAACGACAACAGUCCGCGCUUCAUCAACAAGGACUUUACUUUCUUUGUUCCUGAGAACUUCCCAGGUUACGGUGAGAUCGGAGUUCUCUCUGUGACAGAUGCUGAUGCAGGAGAAAAUGGCUGGGUGGCCCUUUCCAUCCUGAACGGCAGUGACAUCUUCAUGAUAGACACAGGGCGCGGAGCCCUGAGGGCCAAGACAUCAAUGGACCGUGAGCAACAAGGGACAUACACAUUGUGGAUUGAGGCCACUGAUGGUGGAGAACCCGCACUUUCCUGUGUCACCAUGGUGACCGUUUUGUUGUUGGAUGUAAAUGACAACCCACCCAUUGUCCUCUUUCCUCAGUCCAAUCAGUCCUACAUGUUAGUGCUCCCGAAUACGUUACCGGGAACAUCGAUCACAGAGGUGUAUGCUGUGGAUAAGGAUACAGGCAUGAACGCUGUGAUCGCCUAUAGUAUCGUUAAGAGGAAAGGUGGCGAGCCAGGGUCCUUCGCCAUCGACCCAGAAACAGGAAAUAUCACAUUAAAGAGGGAACUCAGCAACCGGGGCCUCUACAGCCUUCUGGUGAAGGUCAGUGAUCAUGGUCAGCCUGAACCGCUUUACUCAACGGUAAUGGUCAACUUCUUUGUCAAUGAAACAGUGAGCAAUGAGAGUUACAUCCAGAGUCUGCUGACCAGAGAGGCUGACAUAGAGAUAGAGGAGAGGCCUUGGUACAUUGGCCAGAUGACAGAGGGGCCUGAGCGGUACGAGCGGUUCCCCUGUCAGCCUGUCCUCAUUGUUCUUUCAGUGUCCUGCCUGGGGCUACUCUUCUCCGUCGUUUCCCUGACAGCUUACAUAUGUUGCAAGAGGUUUAAAAAGCAGAGAAAGAAAAGAUCAGAAGUGGAAAUACCUUUAAAAAUGAAGAACGACUGCAUGCAGGUUGGGAACAGAAAGAUCAGGCAAAUCUCUAACAUCUAA
Limanda limanda (common dab) is the source of this 2811-nucleotide messenger RNA. It is a transcript of the gene pcdh20, whose product is annotated as protocadherin-20. Lineage: Eukaryota; Metazoa; Chordata; Actinopteri; Pleuronectiformes; Pleuronectidae. Gene Ontology annotation, biological process: homophilic cell-cell adhesion. The record is from RefSeq and is a predicted model, not a curated record. Gene Ontology annotation, cellular component: plasma membrane. Gene Ontology annotation, molecular function: calcium ion binding. The transcript is spliced from 2 exons.